GUCCCAAUCCAACGAGCAUCAUUCAUCAACGUGUUCUCUUUCAUAAAGAUUUUACUACAAAUUAAAACAUGCAGUUGAAAAGUGCUGCAGGCCUUGUAAUUUUAAUACUCACGUGUGUGAGUGGUCAUCCGAACAUUUGGCAGAGUGACGCCCUCACUCCGGUUCAUGGGCUCUACGUGAAACCUUCGGCUGAUGGGACCAAGGGAGAUUUGUUUGUCGCAGCUACGGAAGAAAAUGGGGUGAAAUCACAAUGGACCCUCGAUCAACCGAUCAGCAUUCUGCCAGUAUCUACUCAACCACAGGCUGCAUCAGUCCCUGUGGCGUAUUCUCCUGUGUACGCGACUCAUGAAGAAAGUACACUUCAAAAGCGAUCCGCCUUGACGACCCCAACUCCCAGCGCACCCGUGCAAUACGCCUACGCUAUGCCAGUGUCGUCUACUACCCCAGUUGAGACUACUGGCACUGCAGCAUCGUACCCUUACGCCUACACAAUGACUGCGACUGCUACUGCGACUGAAACUCCUAAGUGUGAACAUCAAACAAAUGCUGUACAAUACCCUUACCAGUUUCCCUACCACAUGUUCUACCCUCAAAUGAUGAUGUCUGCUUACACCAAUGCAAUGAGCAUACUCAAAGAUGCAGGAUUUAGUGAAGAUUCAGCCAAUUCAGUGAUGGCCCAUGCUUCACCUAUGUGGUCGCCUACUUCAUACGCUUAUCCAAUGUACGUGGUGAUAGAUCCCAAACCUUGCUCCCAGGAGGAAGCUACAACUACCACUCCAACUCCUACUUCUACUUCUACUACUCCAAACUCAUCGGAAGAAGAAACUACACAACCAUAGAAAAUACUAUUUAGAUUUAAACUGUAAAUUAUUAAUAUUUAUUUCAUCUUUUAAUAAAAAUUUAAAUUGCA
Molecule: messenger RNA, 910 nt
Organism: Spodoptera frugiperda (fall armyworm)
Lineage: Eukaryota; Metazoa; Arthropoda; Insecta; Lepidoptera; Noctuidae
Exons: 1
Coding region: 69-839 (256 amino acids)
Source: RefSeq, a predicted model, not a curated record